AUGGCUGGGAGGGAAACCCUUAUCAAGGCUGUGGCUCAAGCUAUUCCUACCUUCCCCAUGCAUUGUUUCAAAUUUCCAGUCACUUUGUGCAAUGAACUAGAUGCUAUGAUGGCUAAUUUUUGGUGGGGUCAGAAAAAGGAGGAUCACAAAAUUCAUUGGAGAAGUUGGGAUUUUUUAGGUCUGCCUAAAGACCGUGGUGGCAUGGGUUUUAGAAAUAUUAAGGAGUUUAACAUCUCCCUCCUAGCAAAGCAGGUUUGGCGACUGCAUUCUGAUCCCACCUCUUUAUGUGCUCGUAUUCUAAAAGGAAUUUACUAUCCUCAUACCGAUAUUCUAAGUGUCGGAAAGGAAUCACGGGCAUCGUGGGCGUGGAGUAGCCUUUUGGAUGGUAAAGGUCUAAUUGUUGAUGGGGCUAGAUGGCAGGUUGGGAAUGGGGAGCUCAUUCAUAUUUGGGCUGACAAAUGGAUACCUACCUCUACGUACUAA
Molecule: messenger RNA, 483 nt
Organism: Fragaria vesca subsp. vesca
Lineage: Eukaryota; Viridiplantae; Streptophyta; Magnoliopsida; Rosales; Rosaceae
Exons: 1
Coding region: 1-483 (160 amino acids)
Source: RefSeq, a predicted model, not a curated record